Molecule: messenger RNA, 3064 nt
Organism: Pecten maximus
Lineage: Eukaryota; Metazoa; Mollusca; Bivalvia; Pectinida; Pectinidae
Product: annexin A7-like
Exons: 17
Coding region: 110-1870 (586 amino acids)
Cellular component (GO): cytoplasm
Molecular function (GO): calcium-dependent phospholipid binding; calcium ion binding
Source: RefSeq, a predicted model, not a curated record
AACUUCCGCCAGGUGUGUAAAGCGUCGCUUUCACUUAGAUCGACAUCCGAGAAGAGUGUUUACCAGUCACUAAGGACGGCAUUGUAUUGUCGUAUCAGGGAACUGAAGCAUGGCCUAUUACGGGAGUAACUAUACUGGUGGAGGAGGAUAUGGGGGAGGAGGAUAUGGAGGUUUCCCCCCUAGUAGUGGCCCCCCACCCCCACCUGGUGGUGGCUUCGGAGGUUAUGGGGGUGGUGCCUACAAUGUGAAUUCAUAUGGUGGAGCUUAUGGUGGUGGAUAUUCUGUAGGGUCUGCCCCACCCCCAGGGGGACAACAUGGCGGAUAUGGAGGAUACCAUAGUGGUGCUGUGGCUGGUUUUACUGUUCCUGCAGUCCAGCAGUGUUCCUACCAGGGAGCCAUGCCCCAGCAACAACAAAUGCCACAAACUGUCAACUAUGAUAGCUACAACAACUUAAUGUUACAACAGCAGAUGCAAAUGCAGCAAAUGUUCCAGGAGCAGGCAAAGGCACAUAAGAAGAAGAAGAGGAAGCAGAGGAGGAAAAAACGCCAACAGGAGGAGGACGAUGAAGAAGAAGAGGAGGAGGAGGAGGAAGAAGAGGAGGAAGAAGAAGAGUCUGGGUCAUCUGGGGGAUUGACGGAUGAGAUAAAAGCUCACUUGAAGAAUGUGUACAAAGUAGAAUGUUCAAAACGCCUGAAACUGUCCGGAACAUUUGACAUAACCUCUGGUACUGUUCAACCCUUACUUAAAUACCCGGACCUGCCCGAAAAACCCGAAGAAGGAGACCCAGUUGUGCUAUACCACAUGACAGACGAAGAUCAGGCAGAGGGCAUCAAAAUUAGUGGGGAAGACUGGAAAGCAGACUAUGAUGCCAGAUACCUCAGAUGGGCUAUGAAGGGGUUAGGUACUAACGAGGAUGCAAUCAUCCAUGUCGUUUCCACUAGAUCCAACGCACAAAGACAAACACUCAAGAAGCAAUUCAAAACAGCAUAUGGCAGGGAUUUGAUCGAAGAUCUUAAUAGUGAGUUGAGCGGUAACUUCCGUGGAACCGUUCGUGGUUUGUUUGUGCCCCCAGCUAAAUAUGAUGCCUGGUCAGUUAAGGAGGCUAUCUACGGUCCUGGGACUGAUGAACGCAGCUUGAUUGAGAUCCUGAUGACUAGGACAAAUGCUCAGAUUCAGGAGAUGCGCGAAUGCUACGCAGAUGUUGUAAGUCCACACCGUAAGGAAACAGACAACAAGAUUGAGCAGGACAUCAGAGAUGAUACAUCUGGGGACUUCAAACGACUUCUCAUCUCGGCAGCUCAGGGAGGACGAAGUGAGAUAACAGAUGAACGGCUUGAGAAUGCUAUUGUAGAGAUAGAACGAGAUGGGGAAGGCAUUGGACUUUUCACAGUAGACUUUCAAAAGCUGGCUAAUAUGGACCAAGCCAAGCGAGAUGCCAAAAAACUGUUCAAGGCAGGAGAGGACAAAUGGGGCACAGAUGAGGAAACUUUCAUCCGAAUUUUCGCUACUCGGGACCCGUAUCAGCUCCGUGCUACCUGGGACGAGUAUGUCAAGCUCACCCAGCGAGAUGUUUUGAACUCCAUUGAUCGAGAAACAUCUGGGAGCUUUAAAAAGGGACUCUACACCAUUGUGGCCAGUAUCCGUUGCCGACCGAUGUUCUUUGCCGACCGUUUGGUCGAUUGCAUGAAAGGCCUUGGAACCAAUGAUGAUGAUCUCAUUCGUAUCAUUGUCUCCAGAUCUGAGAUUGACAUGGUACAGAUAAAGGAGUGUUUCCUUAAGAAGACCAAUAAAACAUUAUGGCGAUGGAUUAAGGAGGAUUGUAGUGGCGACUACAAAAAGCUUCUACAGGCUAUUGUUGGGAAAAACUAAGGGAGAUAACUCUACCAGUGAUAAUCUGAAUGGCAGAUCCUUAGUGCUAACGGAUAUUUUCGUGCGUCUACUUCUGUAGAAAAACUUGUACCUUGUUAAAUUUGUCAAAGAUCAUUCAAUAUAAGUCAUAAGGUACCAUAAGAUCUUAAUUGCUGAUGUUGUGUUGUGGAUAAUAUUAAUGUUCUAUCAGUCUUUAAAAUAUUUGUGAUAUUUGUGAUAUGUAAUGUUAAAACCAGUGUUGUAUAUCUUAUACAGGUUCUGUAUACUGACUUAAAUUAUCUGUAUUUACAGAUAAACUUUUACAACAUCAUUAUAAUGACUUGAUCCUAGCUUCAUUGCAUUCAAGAUCCUCUUGAAUUUUUGUAACAAUUCAAAUAUCAAACAUGCACACUUCUCAUUUAAUAUAAAGACUAAUAAUUAUAGUAUUCUACUGUACAUAUAAGUACAAGUGCCUAUGUUCUGUAUAUAGUCUAAUGGAGGAAAUAAAAGUUAUAAGGAAUCUGUUUACUGAAAUGAUGGUUAAGAGGGAAAAAAACAUAAAAUUGUGGAUUUUUACAUAAAAUCUACAAUUAAAUUAAUCAAUAGAAAAAAAUUACAGAAUGAUCAUUUUUCACACAAGACCAAACACCGUCUCCAUUUUUCUAUUUUCUGAGAAGUUGACAAAGUCUCUCUGAGUUAUUACAUGUGAUAGAUUUGAGUUUAAAGUUACUAGCUUAAUUAGAUAUACGCGAUUAUGACUGCAAUAGUGUGAGAAUAUUUUGUGGUCACUUGUUAUUUUAUCAAAACAGAUUUGCAAUUUUGUGCUUUUAAUACAUACAAUGUAUUUUAUUUUCAGCAUAACAAUGUUUUCAUGGAUAAAGUUUAAUUUCUAUGUAACUUUACAUAAUUUACACCAGCUUCACUGUUUUACAGUCCUGUCAGUAAAUUAUAUUCCGUCCAAGAAAAUAUAGGGAACGUAACUUGUUUUCCUAACUAAUUAAGAUAUUAAACGUGAAUAACAAAACAUUUAAAUUCUUCAGCGUACUGAUAUCAACACACAGGGACUUGGUAGCACAAAUUUUCUACCCAUUUAUUAAAAUAUUUAUUAUAAUGACCCAAGUAUAUAAAUAUGGACAAGUCCCUGUGCUGUUACAGAAAACAUAUGGACAUUAUGAUAUCGCACCAGUGUACAUAAAUGUAUAUCAGCAAAAAAUU